Molecule: messenger RNA, 5172 nt
Organism: Anopheles nili
Lineage: Eukaryota; Metazoa; Arthropoda; Insecta; Diptera; Culicidae
Exons: 4
Coding region: 1-4326 (1441 amino acids)
Source: RefSeq, a predicted model, not a curated record
AUGAAUGUAGCAUCAUCAUCUCCAUCGUCUCGUAAACAGAAACGCCUUGGUCCUGCACCUAUAGCUUCAAUGGAAGACACCACAGCCGAAGAGAAAGCACAGAUGGAACAACAAAACCAUCAAAAUAUCCAACGGUGGCCGCACGAAAAAACCUCAGGGGGUUCACCUACAAAAAUUAUGGAUUGUCAAUCUGCACUUGUACCGACAACACCGCGAAUAGAUAUUAGUAGAGCCUCUUCUCACUCUUCUCAUCACGACAGCAGAGACAGUAGUCCGGAAAAUGUUUUCGAACAGGUUGGUACUGGUACGUUACAAGACUCGGGCGUACUAGGCUUCCGUGAGGAAGACACAUUGGACUUGCGAAAUUCUACCGAAGAACUACAGUUUAUGGAACCGGAAAAGGGUAAUCGUGAAAAAGAGAAACCAAAUACACAGAUUUCUUACGGAUCCUGUCCACCACAACGCUAUUCGCCUAUCAUUUGGAAAUUAGACGAUCAACCAGCUUCUUUUAACCAGCAACAACAGCAUCAACAGCAACAACAGCAGCCACACACGCGCAAGGACUCUGCUAGUUCUGAAGUAGUAGCAUUUCUAUCCAUAUCUGGUCGAACCAGUCGUCUGUCGAGCGUGGGAAGCCAGGGAUCAGCCAAUAGUAAACUAUCGGCAUGUUCGGCGGUAUCAGGAAUUUCUCGUUCUCCUUCACCUCACAAAAUGCUUCUUGAGACGUCGUUCUGCGGAGCCAAACCCUUGCAAGCAUAUGCUGAGGGAGGUAUAGUUGGUAGUACCCUUGAACCAUCUACGGAGAAAAUGCUAGAACAAGUAAUAUUGUCACGUAAAAAGGAUCCCACUGAAGCAGUUUUAGCAGAGGGUGUGCACAUGCAGCAAUCUGCCGGUACCGAUUCGACAAUCGAGAAAGGUCAUCGUAGAGAAAUUCGGGAAAGUUUUCCCCAGCAGCCACCUCCCGGUGGAGGGGAUGGACAAAGAACUGCACAAGGCUCUUCGGGUGGUCACAUCCGGCGUAAGUCGGAUUGUGGCGCCGGUACUACUAACAAUCUCGAUGUACAACACUUCAAAACCAACCAAACUAGCCGAAGUGUCGGGAACAAACGUCAUAUUCCUCGGGAUUUGAAAAAUUCCAUCGUCGGCGUUAUGCCAAGUGGCACAGAGUACAUACGUAUAAAGCUCAAACCGGACCACUGCUACAGCGACAACGGCAUCGCGGAUAAUGAGCGUGUCGUAGAGAAGCCGAAAGAUCAGGAACUCUCGGUGCCGCCAUCCCAUGACCAUCAACGCGCCCGUACGUCUAGUGUGACGCGAUCACCAUCACCAGCAAAUGUGAGUGUUUCGCGACUGAACUCGUUCUGUUCGCUAUUUAAACAUAAAAAUUUUGUAUCCACUGACAAACUUAAUAACCUUCAGCAGCAACAACAGCAUCUGCCACGAAAAAAGCGUACGUCCACGGCGUCAAAUGAAUCGACUACAAUCGGUAGCCGACAUGAUCAGCAGAAUGAGCACCGAAGCGCAUCGGCUAACUCAACACCCUCGAAGCAGAAGCUUGUGCUAAAAAUGUUUAAAUCAAAGCGGGACUCUAAAUCGAAAUCGCCUUCCCCGAUGGGAUCGACAGCCGAGUGCGUCGGCCAACCUUUCUACAACACCGGCGGACACGAACAGCAUACGACAAGCAAUAUAAGCGCAGCACGAUCUCCUGGUUCAACUGGUUUGCGUUACUAUGAUGCACCGCUGGAUGGCCAGAGCAUACACAUUCCCUUGCACACCCCUCCAGAGGAACGAAGAUUAGGUUCAUUUCGCAGUGCGACCGGGGUAACAAUGUCAUCAUUUAUGGAUACAACAGCUUCUGUUGCUAAUGCAUCAGAAACACAAGUAUCGGUAUCUGCGUCAUGUACACCCACGGGUCACAGUAGCAUGCAAAAACACGCCAAAACAAACAAGCAGCAACGCAUUGCCAACAUGACGGUCACGAUACACGAUCGACCAAAACCUAUGCCACCGCUCAAAUGCUAUCGGAUAAAUAAUCCUGAUGGUAGUAUCAUCAUACCGCUGAAAUCUCCAAUUGAAGAUAAAGAAAAUGGAACUCAUAAUUGGGAGAACGUUAUUGGCGAGCUAUCGCAACGUAUUGAAAAGCACGUAAAUGAAAAUCACGAAAAUAUCUGCCCUACAGACGCAACAAGCUUCAGCAUUUUACCCAACCAGCGGCCAGCAUCGCUAACGUACAACGAUGCGGAGGAAGGAAACAGUCGCCAAAAGCCAUUGCAAAGUAAUUUCGCAUUACCACCUCCUCCUCCUCCUCCUCCACCACCUCCGCCGCCGGCAGUGUCCCGAUCGAGACCGCUGCAAUCAUCAGUGCCUGCUACAGCUGAUUCCAAAAGGACUUUUGGUGCAGAGCUUCACACGUCUCAGCAACAGAACCAAGCGUCAACAUCUUUUUCGAUGAGUGUUUCUGCGCGUCAAAAGCAGCAUGCGCUGUUUCAAAUGCGAAUGGGAUCCGGUAGCGAGGAACAGAUAUUCAGUACCACCCUAAAAGACUACGCGAAAGAACUGAACAGAAAUAGUUCAACUAUUAGCCAAAGUUCUGACAGUUCGCUACAGAAAUCCAUUAACGAGCACGUGGAUAGUGGAGCUUACUGUAGUACCGCUGAAGGUGGUGGUGGUAAAGCGCUAACUAGGAAACCGUUUUCCGGUAAUUGUAGUGAACCUCAAAGCGACCUAGUGACAGCAGAUAGUGUAACAUCAUCAUCUUCACCUCAACAGGUCAUGAUGGCGAAGGGAGCGAUGCUGAUGAAGGAGCUUCAUGAGCAUCAAAAACAGCACCAACUGCGGAAACAGCAGAAGCAACAACAGUACCCGCCAGAACAACAAGAGCAGCCACUACGAGAGCAUGCUCGAAACUGCGGUGAAGGAAUUAGCCCAGAAGAUAUAGCUGACGAGACUCUAGGAGUAGUAUCGCGUGAUAGUAGUCCAACUGAAUGUAUCAGUAGAGAUUCGAAGCAUCAACCUCAUCAGCUCCACCAACACCACCACCACCAACAUCAUCUUCAGCUCCACAAUCACGUUCAGCAUCCAAAGCACCACAUUCAUAAGCAUAAGCCGUCGAAUGAUCACCCCGAGUACAGCGCCACAGUGGAUGAUGGUAUGGCAUCGUCGGAGAGUGAGAAGGACUCGGAAUUCGAUUCUGCAUCGAUAACGGCGGGUCGACAUGCCCUUCGACCGAACAUGCUUGCCAUCGAGGAUCACGAAAGUGCAGGUCUGGUAUUUCAGGAAUCGUUUGAUGACGAGCUACCAUACAUACCGACUACGCUACCGGAAGAGAAGCCGGUUGGCAUAAAACUAGUGCCGGCGAAGGAACGAACUCAGCACGACCUGAAGACCUAUCCCCUGGAAAGACCACGCUCAACAACUCCUAUACAUCCCGGUUCAUUGGAAAAGUACUGCCACGAUCGAACGGCGAUGUCAGGACCUAUUGGAUUGGCAGCAAGAGGAAGUAUUGGUGGAGAACAACCGGUAUCACUGCGCGACUCUGCAGCGAACGGUGCAACAAAGCUUCGGAUAAGCUUACCGGUAAAGAAACUAAACGAAAGCACUGGACCAGGAAGUGGUGCGAGAGCUUUCGAGCAUCGUUCUUCGCUCGGUGCUAUUACUAUGACGACAACUACAGCGGGAGGAGCAACAACGGGUGCUGCCACGGGAAUCGGCACAGGAACUACGGGUAGACAAUAUCGAUCGACAUCGACGACGACGGCGAUGAUGUCCACAACAGUUCUCAAGAGCCGUGGAAUUGCAUCGGAAGACUCACCAACGCCACCGCCACUGCCACCGCGUAAAGCGUCCACGUCAUUGUCGGCCAGCAGCAUGGCUGCCGCACCAGGCCAGAAAUGGAUUGACGUUGAAGCUAUACCGGAAAUGCGAAAAGCACCGAAACGUAUCACAGCAAUACCACAAAAACAGCAACCACAGCAACUGGCGCAAUCUCGCAGUCCUAAUACAGAUGCUAGGGGUCCAUUAGCUGAUCGUAGAGAAGCUGGUCCUGACGGGCAGCUUUACCAUUACGUUAAUCCUGAAGAUUGCCAAUGUGAAUGCCACGAACAUGAACGUAGCACGGCCAACAUGAGCAACAACGCCGGUGCUCAUGAGGACAUGAAUGUUUCUUCGGCCGAUUUGGCUGACGAUUGUAGACCUCUGUUACGAUCUUCAUCGUCUUCACUGACGGCAGCUCCGUCUAUCACGCCUGUAGCGGGUGAUUAUAGUACCGAUAAGAAUGUUUUGCAGAGUAUGGACCCACAGAGCAGGGAUGAGCACCUCAAUGAUUGAAACGCCGUUGCCGGCAUAUAAUCAGCGAUAAGCUUUUUUGUCCUUAGGCAUUGCCCGUAUAGUGAUUUAUAACGAUGUAUGCUAUCUUACAGUAUUGAACUUUUCAGUAUGGUAGAUGGAAAGAUACCCAAUAUCUCUUCGAAACAUGGAUCAGCAUACUGAGUACAAGCAUAAAAAAUCAUAGCUGACCACACACUUUCUCGCUGCGUUUUCUUAUAAGUAUGCUAUGCUACUCAGACCAUUGGUAGCGACCCCUUGCAAUUUAAUAUCAUUUGAGGAAAUUCAUGAACAACAACAACAAUAUGAAUCAAAACAAUAUUGUUACUUUACAGUAUAUUGCAUCGUACUCACGUAUAUUAUACAAGCAAAAAUUUGUUGAGCUUUUGCAUUGAAAAAAAAAAUCUAUGUCUUGGAUUACUAUUUGUAGUCGUGCACAUCACAAAAACAAAGAAAAUAAUACAAAUUCAAAUUCAUCAUUGAACUCAAAUAAAACCGAGUACAGAAUGACGUUAAACGACUAUAACAAUAGUUCAUAGAAUGAUAGUUGAAAAAAUCUAAUUAAUUGACUAAGAGAUAUUUGGUGGAAUACUCUUCCAAUAAUUUGGUUCCUCAAACGUAAAAACUGAGCAGUAGAAAUUGAAAACCUUUUUCAGAAACAGCUGAACGGAAAAAUAUAACUGCAAACUCGCGAGGUUGAGGCCAUCUUCUAGAUCCUUUCCCAACCUUUGAUUCGUACUCCAUCCAUCAUUCUCGUCGCAAUCGCUCGCUCUCUAUACACCUGUGUUGUAUUUGUAUCGUUGCAAAGAUAUAUAACGUUAAAUAAAAUCAAUAAAGAAGGCAUUUAAA